Molecule: messenger RNA, 570 nt
Organism: Symbiodinium sp. CCMP2456
Lineage: Eukaryota; Dinophyceae; Suessiales; Symbiodiniaceae
Source: the annotation of a GenBank genome assembly
AUGAACAAUGUGUUUGAUCGAGGCUUGCGGAGUUCGUGCUACUCCUGUUUCCAGUCCAGGCACAGGCCUUUGGAGAGCCAGCAGUCACGAAGUGGCAUCCAUGCCACUGCCACUGCAUAUCUUCUACAAUGCAAGCACUCGCCCUUGAGACAGUGUCAGCGGCGCGUUGUACGCUGGCGCGCUCGACCAUGUCGACACCGCGCUGCACUGACAGAGGUGGUGCUGCGGUACCUCGUUCGGCUGCAAUCGGUGGCCUGGGCGAAAGCUGCUGCGACCGGGUGCAGCAUGCUCAACUCUCAGGCAGCCUCGACAGCAAUCGAGGGCAUCAUUCUGGUGCAGCCGGCUUACCAAAACUGCAAUGCUUGCAAACGUGGAGUUCCGUGCACCUUGAAGUCGCCAGCCGCGACGGCUCGGCCGCCCUUGAACUGCGCUCCCCUGACGGACGAUGGUCAGGUGGAAAUUGCAUUGAUGGCCACGGAGCACCCUGCCAUCACAGAUACUUGUGAGCUGUGCGGGAGACCGCUCCGGGUGAAGCCUGGGCGCGCAUUGAAGAGCCUGAGGACAUGCUGA